Molecule: messenger RNA, 2007 nt
Organism: Purpureocillium takamizusanense
Lineage: Eukaryota; Fungi; Ascomycota; Sordariomycetes; Hypocreales; Ophiocordycipitaceae
Exons: 5
Coding region: 182-1453 (423 amino acids)
Cellular component (GO): cytoplasm
Molecular function (GO): electron-transferring-flavoprotein dehydrogenase activity; flavin adenine dinucleotide binding
Source: RefSeq, a predicted model, not a curated record
UCUUUCCUAAAGCCGAUCUAGGCAUUCGCUGGCACAGUUUGGGCGUGCUUGUCUCUCGCGACUGGACCAACGCCUCGCUGUCUCAACAGUCGUCACCAUUCAGCGCAAGGUUCUGGCCCUCGGCUGUCGGUAGACCUGCGUUGCAACCCUUCUUGUUGUGCUAUUUCCCCCUUCCGCUGCAAUGCCGUCCGCCGUGGGCUCGAAGACAACGGUCAGGGUUCUGAUUGCCGGCGGUAGCUAUGCGGGCCUCGCCGUGGCAGUCAACCUCCUGGACCUACACCAUGGCCUACCCCCUCGCAUGGCUCCGGAGCCCUAUGUCAUCGACGACCAGUGGCCCAAAGUCCAGUUCGAGAUUGUGAUUGUCGAUGAGAGAGAUGGGUUUUUCCACGUCGUCGGCUCUCCACUUGCCUUGGCCGACUUCAACUACUCCAAGCAGGCGUGGGUCCCGUUCAAGGACCUGAAGCUUUCCAAGGAACCCAACGUCAAGUUCAUCCACGGAAAGCUGUCGCACGUGGAUUGCAGCGCCAAGAGGGCUACAGUGCUUGCCCACGAUAGCAACGAGGAGAAUAUCCUUGACUAUGACUACAUGGUCACCGCCACCGGGUUAAGGAGAGAUUGGCCGGUAGUUCCGCAGUCGCUUACUUAUUCGGACUAUUUGGCAGAGGUACACAACCAUAUCAAAGAAGCUCAAAACGCAAGACACGGCGUCAUGGUUGUCGGCGGUGGCGCUGUCGGGGUGGAAAUGGCGGCCGAAUUGAAGCUCGUCAUGCCUGACAUCAAGGUUAUGCUCGCUCACUCUCGCGACAAACUUCUCUCGUCUGAGGGUCUUACCGAUGAGUGUAAGGAUACGUCCUUGGAUCUGCUCAAGGGAGCAGAUGUCGAAACAUUCAUGGGCCAUCGAAUGGAAAGCUGCGACAAGAUCGAAGCAGGAGGACGCUCCGGUGAAUACGACGUCAAGUUCACCAACGGCGUCCAGGUUCCAGCGAGCAUGGUCAUCACGGCCAUUUCCAAUGGUGUACCGUCAACGAGGUUCCUCCCCGGUGCCGCCGUCGCCCCUUCGGGGCAUGUUCGCAUUCAACCCAACUUAAUGUUCCCCGCCGACACGCCAAACUUCGAGUACCAUUACUGCGCCGGAGACGCAGCCAAAUGGUCUGGCAUCAAGCGCUGCGGCGGCGCCAUGCAUGGCGGAUACUGCAUCGCCAUGAACAUUCACCAAAAAACAUUGGAGAACAGCGUUGGCCAUGAGCCACAGUACCGGGAGCUCGUGUAUCUUGCGCCCAUGAUUGCGAUGGCCGUUGGCAAGAGCGCCGUUGCGUCAAACCCCGACUCUACAAGAUCGGGGCCGGAGGUGCUGAAGAAAUAUUUCGGCACCGAUCUGUAUCUCUCCGGCUGCUGGAAGUGGUUGGGGCUCGAGAUUCCAGAGUCGGAGAGAAGUUACUCAGCAACGUUGUGACGACGAGCAAUGCUUCAUUAACAACUUUACUGCCGCGAAUUACCCUGAAGACUAGAAUAGAAACGGGAAGUGGCUUUCGGGACCGACUUCCGAGGGCCGGUAGGAAGCUAUGCCACAAAAGCGUACGGCCAAAGGCUCUCGCGCGCCAUUGAACCAGGACGAGUCACAUGUCGAUUAUCGAUUAGGGAUUAUUCGGAGAAAGAGGAAAGAGAGGGCGAGCGAAAUGGUUUUAGAAGUUCUUCAAUCGCGACGCAAGUCUCUUGUCCUCAGAGGGACUCGCGAUGGACGCUUUUUAUUCGACUUGGGUCAAUGGUUCUCAAGAUUGACAAGUCCGCGACCUCUACCACGGGCUGAAGGCGUCAGUUAACUAACACUCCUUUGGACGUCAUCUGAGCUCAGCACUCACCCACUUACAUCGAGUAUUUAGGCGAAUCUGAAGGCGUCCCUACCGACCCGUCAGCGCUGCACCCCUUCACCCUAGAGAACAAUAAUUGGAAGUUACUGUACCUUUCAAGAACGUCAAGACCUCACCAAUGGACUCCCCAAAACGUACC